Messenger RNA from Drosophila subobscura, 1043 nucleotides. It is a transcript of the gene epsilonCOP, whose product is annotated as coatomer subunit epsilon. The coding region runs from base 71 to 997 and encodes 308 amino acids. The record is from RefSeq and is a predicted model, not a curated record. Gene Ontology annotation, cellular component: COPI vesicle coat. Gene Ontology annotation, biological process: intra-Golgi vesicle-mediated transport; retrograde vesicle-mediated transport, Golgi to endoplasmic reticulum; endoplasmic reticulum to Golgi vesicle-mediated transport. Lineage: Eukaryota; Metazoa; Arthropoda; Insecta; Diptera; Drosophilidae. Gene Ontology annotation, molecular function: protein binding; structural molecule activity. The transcript has a single exon.
ACUCAGAGGUUUUGAUAUUUAUAUUUUGUCGAAUUUUUUGUCAAAUAAAAUCCAAAGAAACUUAAUCAGGAUGAGCCGUGGCCAGCAAAACGAUGAGGAUACCAAUGCGGUGCUGUUCGAUGCCCGAAACGAGUACUACAUUGGCAACUUUAUGGGAUCCAUCAACUUUGUGCUGCCAGAGCAAGGAACGGCUGGAGCCGAGCUGCUGUCCUACAUGUACCUGUCGUACCUGGCCAUUGACUCCGGACGCAUCAUUGCCUCGGACAUCAAGGAAGGCAGCUCGACACCGCUGCAGGCUUUGCGUCUUGUCCACGAGGCCUUCGAGCAGCCGUCACGGUGCGAGGAAGUGCUGGAAAAGCUGACCGACAAGGUGGCCGGCGAAGAGGAUGAGACCAAUCUCUGGCACAUUGCCACCGCCAUUGUGUACUGCUACGACGGGCAGUUCGAGAACGCUCUGAAAAUCCUGCACGGCUCCACCAAUCUCGAGUCGAUGGCUCUCUCUGUGCAAUGCCUGCUGCGCCUGCAGCGUGUCGAUCUGGCCAAGCAGCUGGUGGCCAAAAUGCAGGAGAUCAGCGACGAUGCCACACUUACACAGCUGGCGCAGGCCUGGGUGGCUCUGGCACAGGGCACGGAGCAGAUGCAAGACGCAUUCCACAUCUACCAAGAGUUCUGCGAGAAGUUCAAGCCGACGCCGGCACUGCUGAAUGGUCAGGCGGUGGUCCACCUGGGACUGGAGCGCUACGAAGAAGCCGACGCCGUGCUGCGAGAGUCGCUCAUAAAGAAGCACAACGACUACGACACGCUGAUAAAUCUCAUGGUAUUGUCACAUUUGACGGGCAAGCCCACGGAGAACAUAACGCGCUAUCUGGAGCAGCUGCGUCAGUUCUACCCAAAGAGCGACUUCAUCACCGAUCUGGACAAGAAGUCCACAGAGUUCGAUCGCCUCUGCCUGCAGUAUGAUCUGGGUGGUGGCGAGGAGAAGCUCUUGGCCAUAUAAUACGUCUCCAAUUCCAUGUUUAUAUCAAUACUUUCUAUGUAUAUUC